AUGGGGCAGUCGCAAACGAAACAAGUCAAACAACCAACACAAGAAGUCAAGCAAACAACACAAGAAGUCAAACAAACAACACAAAAAGAUGGGAAGUUACGUUUCGCCGUGGCAGGAGAAAGUGGCGCUGGGAAAUCGGCCUUUAUCAACGCCAUCAGAGGGUAAGAACUUUUCACAAAUAAUUAUUGUCAAACGAAUCGAAUUCAAGUCAUGUGUGUAUGCCUACAAUUUUCUAUGUGUGCGUUGUAGAUUUUGUUCAUCAGUUCGAAUAGAUGUAUCUUCUUCGCCCGCGUGAGCCAAGCGACCGUAACAGAGAACAGCCUUUAUGCGAUGUAUAGUUAAUAAUUAUUCACCGAAGUAUAGGUGAAUAGUGCAAGGAUAUUCACCAAGACGCGAAACAUUGAGGUGAAUAUCCUUGCACUAUUAUUUACCGAUACUGAAGUGAAUAAUUGUUUUAGCUUAUGGCAUACGAAAACAAAAAUGACAAACAUAUUUUUAAAAUAAUUUGUAUUACAGCUCCCGUAAUAGUUAUAAACAAAACGGCAUUUAUAUAAGCUUUUUAUUCAUUAGAUAUAGCUUUAAAGAAUACUUAUACACACUGUUAAACAAAACUUCGUGUUUGGCGAAACCGAAGCUUCGUUUAGUACAAAGAUUUGUUUGUGUGUAACCGGAACGAAACGGGAAGCCAUUUUGUUUUUUGUCCGGAAGUGAAUAGUGCAAGGACAUCCAGAGCUGAGCAACCAAUCAAAUCGCGCGAAAAGCACUAUCCAGCUCACGAGUAGGUAGCAAGUCCAGCAGCAACAGUCAACAUCGUUCAAUCACGGGAAUACGCCACCUAACCAACUGAAUAUACGGCAAUACAACGGCUCAUCAUUUUUUGCCGCGGUUUACCCAGUUGCAGUUCUCCCAGCAAUACCACAUAACGAUUUAAACAUUUCCGCAGGAAUUAGAAGAGAAAGUAAAAUUUUAUUAACAAGCCAUUACUUCUCAUGCAUCUGAAAAGGACGGAGUUAAACAUACAUUAAUUUUAGGGGUGCACCGGAUAGUGAUUUUUACUAUCCGGCCGGAUACCGGAUUUGCCGGAUAUCUGAUAAAAAUCCGACCGGAUACCGGAUAUUUUAUCAAUUUGAAUACUUGACAUAUAAUAUAUAUUUAUAAGGAUUUUUCUCAUCCAUGUAUUAGUGCAGAAGAAGGUGACACUAUUUUUUUAAUUUUUGAGUAAAUAAUCAAUUGUGGUUAACUAAAAAUCUGCUUUUGAUUUUUUCUACGGUUCACAUGCUUCUGAAAACUUCCGAAUGUUUUUGAGCGAUGUGAUUUAGUACGGCUUUUGGUGCCAAACCCUGCGAAUAGUUAAUUAAUUCAAUCAAGUAUACCAGUGGCUAGCUUUUUCAUGUCCUUUUUUGUUUUUUUUUAAUUUUUUUAGUAUUUUUUAUGUUUCAAUUAACGGAAAUUUAGUACAAUUCAUGAAAAACAAAUUAUCCGGUAUCCGACCGGAUAAUAGUAAAUAUCCGGCCGGAUACCGGAUAGUACGAUUUUGUCACUAUCCGACCAGAUUAUCCGGCCGGAUACUAUAUCCGGUGCACCCCUAAUUAAUUUAAUAACAUCAGUGCUUCACUGUUUUGUGUAAAGUUACAGAUGAUGAUCCUGGUACAAAAGUGCAUUGGUGGAUUUGUUGAGUUAGCAAGGAUAUAAAUAUAAUUGCACUUUUUGCAAAGUUUUCUAUAUUAAGUAAUAAAUCGUGCUUCACUUUCUUGUAUAGACUUAAAGAUGACGAUGAUGGUGCAGCAAGAGUAGAUGUGCUUGAAACAACGAUGGAGCCAACGGAAUAUCAACAUCCAGAGAACCCAAUGAUUAGUUUCGUAGAUUUACCCGGCUACGGUACUCCAAACAAUCCUGAUCUCCCUACCUACUGGAAAAACGCUGGCCUUGAUGAUUACGAUAUCUUUCUCAUUAUCACACCAACACGUUUUAGACAAAAUGACUUCGACUUGGCAAAGAAAAUACAUUCUACUGGAAAGUCGUUCUUCGUUAUUCGCACAAAGAUCGAUUUCAUCAAGUGGGAGAUAAGAAAGAGAUCAUUUAACGAAGAAAAAACGUGGAUGAAAAUUAGAGAGGAUUGCAUGGAAAAUGUCAAAGGCUUGAUAUCCAGUGAAAAUGAAAUUUUCCUUAUUAGUAAUUAUGACCCACACAAAUGGGAUUUUCCCCGCCUGCAUGGAGCAAUCAUCAAUGCGUUGCCUGGACAUCAAAGAGAAUGUUUAAGUCGAAGAAAGACUUGGUCUCUCAGAG
Messenger RNA from Paramuricea clavata, 2286 nucleotides. The record is from the annotation of a GenBank genome assembly. NCBI's taxonomy places the organism in Eukaryota, Metazoa, Cnidaria, Anthozoa, Malacalcyonacea, Plexauridae.